GUCGGAGCGGGCAGCGAGGGGCGGCGGGCUGGGCGCGCUGCAGCGCCGCUGGGAUCUGCCGGGCGUGGGGGUGUGCGCUGUGCUGCCGUCCUUUGUCUCGGCUCUGCGCUAAAGGAACACAGCGGUGGUGCUGCCGGCUUGAGUGAAGUGCUGAUAAGUCUCUACCUGUGUGUGAUACAUCUUUCCCAUGAGGAGAACUGACAUUCAAGUGUUCACUGCUUUCUUGCAUGUGGUUGUAGUCUAUAAAAGCUAACCAAAGGAAGAGGAGCAAUUGUUUGCAGCCAGGAGAUUUCAACGAUCCCAAGACAAAAGUUCUGCAGAAAUGACCUCCUGUCAAGUCACUUUUGAAGUAAAAGGAUCAUCAGCACCAGGAGAGGUUUUUGCAAUAUGUGGGAGCUGCAGUGCUUUAGGAAAUUGGAAUCCCCAGCUUGCAGUGGUCCUCCAGACUCCGGAUGAUGUGCCUGUGAAAAGAUGGAAAACUACUGUAGAGCUUCCUAGAGGAGUUCCUGUUCAGUAUCGGUAUUUUAAAGGAUACUUUCUAGAACCUAAGACUAUCGAUGGUCCCUGCGAAGUCAUAGUUCACACGUGGGAGACUCAUCUACAACCACGAUCAAUUACCCCUUUAGAAAAUGAAAUUACUGUCGAUGAUGGAAACUUUGGAAUCUGUAAUGGUAUUGAAACUGUGGAUGCUGGGUGGCUGACAUGUCAGACAGAAAUAAGGCUACGUCUGCAUUAUUCCGAGAAACCCCCUGUACUGAUUUCUAAGAAGAAAUUUAAAACAUCAAGGUUUAGAGUAAAAUUGACCCUAGAAGGGCUAGAGAAGGAUGAUGAUGAAGAGGGCCAAGAGAAGACAUCCCCUACUGUCCCUCAGAAAAUGGCAAACACGGUGGAGUUCUCCUUGAUCAGUGACAACGACUACAAAUGUCGGCACUCUCAGCCAGACUGUGGCUAUGCUUUGCAGCCAGACCGAUGGAUAGAAUACAUAAUACAAACCAUGGAGCCUGAUAACUUGGAAUUAAUAUUUGAUUUUUUUGAGGAAGAUUUAGGUGAGAAGGUGGUACAAGAUGAUGUGCUCCCAGGUCACGUAGGCUCUGCCUGCCUCCUGUCAUCCACAAUCGCAGAAUUUGGAAGGAGUGCUGGAGUUCUUACACUGGCUAUCAUGAGCAGAAAUCCAAGGAAAACAAUUGGAAAAGUUAGAGUGGACUACAUCAUUAUCAAACCCAUCCAGGGAUACACUUGUGAUAUGCAGGCUUCAUAUGCAAAGUACUGGAAACCAAGAACAACUCUGGAUGUUGGACACAGAGGAGCAGGGAAUUCUACAACAACAGCUAAGCUUGCUAAAGUUCGAGAGAACACCAUUGCAUCCCUGAGGAGCGCUGCCAGUCAUGGAGCAGCAUUUGUGGAAUUUGAUGUGCAUCUUUCUAAGGAUCAUGUGCCUAUAGUAUACCACGAUCUCACAUGUUGCAUGUCCAUGAAAAAGAAACUGGACACGGAGCCUUCGGAACUGUUUGAGAUUGCAGUCAAAGAACUCACAUUUGAUCAGCUGCAGUUAUUAAAGCUGGCUCACGUGACGGCCCUGAAGUUAAAAGAUCACAAUGCAUCUUUUAAAGAGGAAGAGAACUCUGCUUUUGAGAUGCAGCCAUUUCCUUCUCUGCAAACAGUCCUGGAGUCUGUUCCUAAAGAUGUUGGGUUCAACAUAGAAAUAAAAUGGAUCUCCCAGCAAAGGGAUGGACAGUGGGAUGGCAACUUGUCAACUUACUUUGAUAUGAACACUUUUCUAGAUAUUAUUCUGAAAACUGUUUUGAUGAAUGCUGGAAAAAGAAGAAUUGUGUUUUCUUCUUUUCAUGCAGAUAUUUGUACAAUGAUCCGACAUAAGCAAAACAAGUAUCCUGUGUUAUUUCUCACCCAAGGGGAAUCUCAACUCUUCCCAGAGCUGAUGGAUCUCAGAUGUCGCACAACUCCCAUUGCCAUUAACUUUGCACAGUUUGAAAACUUGCUGGGAAUUAAUGUGCAUUCUGAAGACCUGCUGAGGAAUCCAUCAUUUGUUACACGGGCCAUAUCCAAAGGCCUGGUUAUCUUUUCAUGGGGCGAUGAUGCAAAUGACCCGGAUAACAGGAAGAAGCUGAGAGAAUAUGGUGUUCAUGGGUUAAUAUAUGACAGGAUAUACGACACAAAUCCUGAACAACCAAAUGUAUUCCAGGUGGAGCAGCUGGAACGUCUCAAGAAGGAGCUGCCGGAGUUGAAAAGCUGUUUGUCCCCCUCAGUUAGCCACUUCACACCCAUAGCUCCAUGUAAAUGCCAUCAUUGUUACCUGGAAGAGAAGGCUGUAGAUAACUUGAAGAGUGUUCAGAUGCAGAAGGACUAAUUGUAGGCAGAAUGCUGUUUUGUAUCUAUAGAAUUUUCACCAUUGGAAUAGUUCUGUCUAUGCUUUUAGGUUGGUUUGGUUUAAUUUUAAGUCUUCAAAUAGCAAUAACUGUGUUCCUCCUUCCUGACAGUACUGAGUGAAAUUUCAAACAACGUUAAAAUAUUCAGCCAGUAACAGUUAUUGUUCCAAAUUACAUGUACAAUUUUAACUUUUUCCUCACAUCCUAUCAAGUCUUGAAAAAGAAAAUUAUUAUUAUAUUAUUUUGCUUUUUUAAAAACCAAAAAUUAAGUAGUCUCAGUAGUGAGAGCUCAGAAGCUAAACUGUAGAGAAAUUACAAUAAUCUGAUAUUGAAUAUGCUGAAAAUUUGUUUUGAUUUUGAUUUUACUUACAGGCUGACAAGCUGUAGCAUUUAUCUGACAGCAGGAAAUUGAGUGGUUUUAAGAUACAUAUAAAUAGAUCUGGCCUAUAAAAAGAUCUGAACAAAUUGGUACCUCAUGUAUAUGUAUUUGCACUGGUAGAUCCACCUGUACAAAGCUUUGUGCCAUUUUAAAAUAUUUUAUUUUUUAGCAAACUGCAGCUCCUUUUCCCCCAUUUCAUUGGACAUUGAGGCUGCUGCCUUUGUUUCCUCAGCCCCCAGUUCAGGGGCACAGCAAUCAGGGGGGAAGCACGAGUACAGGUUUUUCAUUAAUCACACACACGCCUGCUAAACUUUAAAAAUGUUGCUAAUAAUCAUGACAGAAUUUACAGAAACAUCUUCAGUGGUCGAGAAUCUUUUUUGCACAGUAACCUUAAUGAAGAGUAUGUACCCUGCACAAACUCUACAAAAUGCAUGCUUUAUCUAUUAAGCAUGAAUUUUAGGUGUUUGCUGAGGUCCUUGCAUCUUUAUGGUGCUAGUUAUGUGUGAAGGGUGCAAGGACCAACUCAACAACUUAAUCUCCUUUGCCUGAGAAACCACAAGCCUGUUAUUCACAAACAUUUGGAGAAGAGGCUAUACCAUACGUGGUAUGUAUGUAUACCAUAUGUGGUUUGUCUUACUUACUUAUAAUGCAAGCUACUGGCUUUUGUAUUUUGCAAAAUUUUUGGCUUUUACCAUGGAGCAAGAAUCACAAGUGUACUGGAUUCAGAUAAUCAGUAUUCUGUUGGCUGGUAUCUAUCCUGUGUAAUUUAUUACAAAUUCAUAGUUUAGAGUUCUUAGUAGAUAAGUAUGCAUGUCCCUUCUCCUCCUGAUGUUGCAGGUCAUGCCAACACAACAGCUGUAACUUUCUACUGAAAUGUUAAUGUAUAAUAAGAAUGGAAAAUAUUUAUUUUUUUUCUCUUGUAAAUCGACAAUGAAAACAAUAGUAUGUACUAUAUUCUUUAUAUACAGUCAUUGCUACAUAUAGAACUGAUUGUACAAAGAGCAAAGCCAUUGCAAAUAAGUGCUUGAGCCUGCACUGCUGAGCAGUUUGAAA
This is a messenger RNA of Onychostruthus taczanowskii (white-rumped snowfinch), 3816 nucleotides long. It is a transcript of the gene GPCPD1, whose product is annotated as glycerophosphocholine phosphodiesterase 1. Gene Ontology annotation, molecular function: glycerophosphocholine phosphodiesterase activity; starch binding. Gene Ontology annotation, biological process: glycerophospholipid catabolic process. The transcript has 21 exons. Bases 323 to 2365 code for a protein of 680 amino acids. Lineage: Eukaryota; Metazoa; Chordata; Aves; Passeriformes; Passeridae. The record is from RefSeq and is a predicted model, not a curated record.